Messenger RNA from Euleptes europaea (tarantolino), 1128 nucleotides. RefSeq names its product small nuclear RNA activating complex polypeptide 1 (gene SNAPC1). Gene Ontology annotation, biological process: snRNA transcription by RNA polymerase III; snRNA transcription by RNA polymerase II. NCBI's taxonomy places the organism in Eukaryota, Metazoa, Chordata, Lepidosauria, Squamata, Sphaerodactylidae. The transcript is spliced from 10 exons. Gene Ontology annotation, molecular function: sequence-specific DNA binding. Gene Ontology annotation, cellular component: snRNA-activating protein complex. The record is from RefSeq and is a predicted model, not a curated record. Bases 1 to 1128 code for a protein of 375 amino acids.
AUGGCGGGCGGCUGCCCGGGCCUGAGGACGGACUGCGAGGCGCUGCUCAGCGCCUUCCGGGAGGCCGACAGCGUCCGCUUCGAGGACUUCGCCUCGCUGUGGCGGCAGCGCCGCUUCCACACCCUCUUCUAUGGGAAAAUAAGACCCCUGGAGCGGAAUAAAUUCGCCAGAGAGGCCCUGGCUCUCGUCUGGCCGUAUUUCCUGCCUCCCUGCAGUUUCCAAAUCCGAGUCGGUGCUCUUUAUAUGCUCUACGGGUUGUACAACGUGCAGCUUUGUCAGCCGAAGCAAAAGAUUAGAGUUGCGCUCAAAGAUUGGUCCGAAGUCAUAAAAUUCCAACAGGAACUGUUAAACGCCCUGCAUUAUGAUGCUGCUUAUGUUUUCUGGAAGCUCCGCGCAGACAGAGCGUUCUACUUCACAGCGAUGCCGAAGCUACUGUCAUUUAGGACUAAACAGGUGUCGCGCAAACAAGCGGAGACAAAGAAGGAAUUUAAGGACCCAAGUGACAGAGUUGCCACACUUUUAACCGACAACGUCUUAGAGGAAUUUGAAAACGUUCAUAAGCACUACCAGAAAAUGAAGUGCCUGAUUUCCAUGGACAAAUCCCAGCCCGACAAGGCUCUUAGUAUGACGAAAGAUAGCUUUGUAGACAACGUCAAGAAUAUUAUCCUGGAGCAUCAGCAAUGGCAGAAGAACAGGCUGGAGCCAUCCUUUAAGAGCAGGAAGGAAGAAGCUGUAAAUGAAAAAGAAGGGUCUUCGCAAGAGUCGGAAGGAUCCGAAAGAGCCAGAGCCUUAGCCAGCAUCAAAGCCAAGUCUUACUCUAUGGUUGCUCAGGUUUCCAAGUCAAGACGGCAUCGUCAAGUUCAGCUAGAGUCUUCUGCGUCAGGGCCCGAUCAUGGAGUAACUAGAUCUCCUAGGGCUAAAAGAAGCAUUGAGAGAUUACAGCCAGUGAUGACGAGCCGCUUUCUACAAAACAGAGAGACAUCGCAAGUAGUAGAGAAAGAAGGGGCUGUUGGGGCCCUCAGUAUGCCUGUGAUAGCGGAGAGUGAGGCUGAAGAAGAGGAUGACGAAGAGACCGAUCAUUCUAGCGAUGAAGAGUUCAUCCCAUCUAAGAAGAAAAGGAUUCUUUAA